AAACUGAAUAGACACAUAGUCAACAUAUAGAACAUUCAAUGGAAAUCCAGUAAACAAACUCUGGAGUAUAAACUGAUUUACACUGAGGAUGUAUCCUAAUAUGCAGAGGGAGGGAUGCUGCUGUGACGAAUACAGUGCCCYCCCCCCCCCCAGACACACACACACAGGCAGUCUGUCUCCCCGCCUCCUCCAUUCGUGUGUGUGCUGCAGUUGUUCGAUGGGGGAAUGUUUUUGCGCGGCACCUUGUCUGUCACCGCGCUGAGCUGAAAGGAGAGCGCAGCAGAGUGUGUGUGUGUUAUGCAGGCAUUCCUGUGUCCAGCUUCAGGUGAUUCAGUAGGAGCUUUUGCUGUGUGUGACAGCCACUAUUCUGCUGUUGGUCGUGUGUUUAGCUCGGUAAGCCAUCGAGGAGGAGCUGUCAUUGAGAGUUGUUUGCAUUUGACUGCUGCAGGAGACCGCCAGGAAGGGAGGGAGCAGGAAAGGGGGAGCGCUGGAACGAGUGAGAGACAGCUGUUACCCUCCAUGUCCAUUGGUCUGUUCAUCUUCUCUAGAGAUGCUUGCUAGUGUUUAGCUGUGUGGCUGAUACAGCACAUGCCUGAGUCUGGCUGAAGUCAUACAAUGGCGGUACUGAAUGUUCUCUCUGGGUAGAGGAUGGACGGUGAGGUAGCUAGUCAGCUGGGCUCUAUGCUGCUGUGUGCUGAGCAUCAGACUGUGUUUGUGUGAGAGAGAAGAGAAGCGGCUGAUUUCCUCCACAGCAGAGAGGUUCGGAGCUCCUCGUGGCUUUGUUUAGGCUGCCUGGCGGGAGAGAAACAGUGGGCUGAUUUCAGUGUGUUCAGUCAGAGGCACAAUAAAUGUGAGCUGAGCUUGGGUGGUGGCAGGAUUAGUGCUAGAGGUAACUUAGUGUGACUGUGGACCGGACAGACACACACCCAUUCAUUCACACUUAGAGAGACAUGCAUACCAUUGACUGUGUGAAACCGAUAUUAGGGACUUUGUGUAUUUUCAGCCGUUACUGCACCAUUAGAGCAGGCAGCUCUCCUUAUACCUCAGGCUGCCGUUACAUUACAGCAGUGUGCUUUGGGGACUGAUACUCAGAUUGCUUUAUGUAGCCAGCAGGCCAGUUGUGGAGCCUCCUCAUCUCUCUUACCUGGCUUAUGGUUGAGCCGGAGAGGUAUUCUAUCCUUAGAGUGCAGAAGGGAUUUAGCCCCUAAACUACUUGAGACUGUGAAUUCAGCAGGACUUUGGUAUACAGGAAUUGAGAUUUGGAUUGGAUCCGCUUGUGAAGGAAGAGCACGGCCAUUGAUAGGUCUCGUKGGGGGGUAUAGUAAAGACUCAGUGGUGCGUGAAAUUGGUUGAGGGAUAGUGUGUCAGACAGGGUGUGUGUGUGUCCAUUCUCACGCGUCAUGCUGUGCCCUGCAUCCUGCCUGCCUCUCCUGAGGGAGAUGGCUCAGUGGCGCUGCCUCCUGGGGUGGCACCGCCAUCACGGCGUCAGCACGGGGGUCACGGCAGGGGCUGGGCUGGGGUCAGAAGUCAGGGUUGCGGUGGGGGGCACGACUCGACCCAUCUGCCGCACCAAUCCUCAACAGGGGAGCAAGUACGCAUCAGCUGGCUGCCUGUUGUCCCUCCACCACAGUGAGAAGCCUGAACACGAGGAAGUGUGUGAGUUCCGUCCCUACACAUGCCCGUGCCCCGGAGCUUCUUGUAAGUGGCAGGGCUCCCUGGAGGCCGUCAUGCCCCACCUGAUGCACGCCCACAAGUCCAUCACCACCCUGCAGGGAGAGGACAUCGUCUUCCUGGCCACAGACAUCAACCUGCCGGGGGCUGUGGACUGGGUCAUGAUGCAGUCCUGCUUCGGCCACCACUUCAUGCUGGUCCUGGAGAAGCAGGAGAAGUACGAGGGCCACCAGCAGUUCUUCGCCGUGGUGCUGCUCAUCGGAACAAGGAAGCAGGCCGAGAACUUCGCCUACCGCCUGGAGCUCAACGGGAACCGGCGGCGCCUCACCUGGGAGGCCACGCCCCGCUCCAUCCACGACGGCGUGGCAGCUGCCAUCAUGAACAGCGACUGUUUGGUGUUUGACACGUCCAUCGCGCACCUGUUUGCUGACAACGGCAACCUGGGGAUCAACGUCACCAUCUCCAUGUGCUGAGCUGCUCAGAUUGGAAACACACACACCCGUGCGUAGAAGUUACACACAAACCAGUGUACAGUUACUGACUGCUGUGUGAUGCAGUAGAGGUUUUGUGUGUGAGAGGACGGGUAGGAGAUCGAGAGGAUAUAUGUGUGUGUGUGUUGCUGCUUGAGGCUUGUUGGCUCCCCAUAAUGCUUGAAUGGAAACUGGCCUGUAGCGUAGUUUCAAGGUGUGUGCCUGUUCUCUCAUUGUGUGUGCUGGAGACAGUGUACAGUAGCUUACAUGUGGUGGGCUUGUAAUGAUUGAUUCCCUACCUGUGCCCAGGUGAGUUUGCCUUGCUCCCAGGACCCCACAUCCCUCAACUGCUCCYACUCCGCUCACCCCCACCACCUCUUCUGCCCAGCCAACCGGUGCCAGGCAAGGAGGGCACUGCCCAGGGUAAGAAGGGGCGGUCCGUCAAUCUGCUUCCACCCUGCAGAUUCAGAGAAGCUCCACUUCAACAGCCAGUGGCCCCUGCAGAUGCAGCUUUCUAAUCCUCACAGCGAAUCAAGUUUCAGUAAAUUGGACAGUGGACAAAUCGGGGCUUCAGAGACGCAUGUGGGCAGAGUCAGGGCCUGAUGGUGACCAAUGCGCUGCCUCCCAGUCUGGGUUAGUGUGAGCUGUGGGGUUGCUCAUGCUCUGCUAAAGGAUUACACAGACUACUAACCAACUCCUUACUGUUCAAAACAGUAAGCUGCAAAACGCAACCAUUUCCAUAAGUAUGUCAUGCUUAUUAAAACAAGCCUAUGUUAUGUCCAGAGUGUCUAUGAAAUGAAGAUGGUGACACUGUAACUGAGAGGUUGUGUGUAUAAUAUACACUGAGUGUACGAAACAUUAGGAACACCUUCCUAGUAUUGAGUUGCRCUCCCUUUUGCUCUCCGAA
Messenger RNA from Salvelinus sp. IW2-2015, 3048 nucleotides. Its product is annotated as E3 ubiquitin-protein ligase Siah2. Lineage: Eukaryota; Metazoa; Chordata; Actinopteri; Salmoniformes; Salmonidae. Gene Ontology annotation, biological process: proteasome-mediated ubiquitin-dependent protein catabolic process; multicellular organism development. The record is from RefSeq and is a predicted model, not a curated record. Gene Ontology annotation, molecular function: zinc ion binding; ubiquitin protein ligase activity; ubiquitin conjugating enzyme binding. Gene Ontology annotation, cellular component: cytoplasm.